CCUAAAGGUGUGGUUUGGUUUGGGAAGUAUAAAAACCUGGUGAUUCAAUCUCGCUCACUCUUCCUUCCAGGUUCAUCUAGCAAGAUCUCACUUUGCGCUCUGCUUUCCUAUUAAGCCACAGCUAUGUCCUGUCAUCCUGCCCCCUCCAGCGACAAUGGAGUUCAAGUGCAUUGAGCCCUGAGUACAGACAGUGGAGCAAGUAGAAGGAGCUGGAGCACUGAGGACCCACAGGAGCACAGACAGAAUAUACAAACCUGCCUUCAGAACCUGCUCCUCCAGAGAACCUGCUCCAACCAGAGUCAGGACGGGCCCCUGUGCUAAAGACCAUGUCUUCUGCUUCCCGGUUCAAGCUGUUGGCGAGCAGGCUCCAGACGCAGGCUGGCUCGCACUCCCUGCGGUAUUUCCACACCGCGGUGUCCCGGCCCGGCCUCGGGGAGCCGCGGUUCAUCGUAGUCGGCUACGUGGACGACACGCAGUUCGUGCGCUACGACAGCGACGCGGAGACUCCGAGGAUGGAGCCGCGGGUGCCGUGGAUGGCGCAGGAGGGGCCGGAGUAUUGGGAGGAGGAGACACGGAAAGCCAGGAACUUGGGGAAGAUCUUCAAAUUGAAUCUCCAGACCCUGCGUGGCUACUACAAUCAGAGUGACCACGAACCUCACACUCUGCAGUGGAUGUAUAGCUGUGACCUGGGUCCAGAUGGACGCCUGCUCCGCGGGUACUGUCAGGAGGCCUACGAUGGCCGGGAUUACAUCUCCCUGAAUGAGGACCUGAAAUCCUGGACCGCAAAUGACGCGGCCUCUCAGAUCUCUAAGCGCAAGUCAGAGAAGGCAGAGGAGGCCGACCACCAGAGAGCAUAUCUGCAGGGCCCCUGCAUAGACAGCCUCAAUAGAUACCUGCAGCUGGGGAACGCAACCCUGCUGCGCUCAGACCCGCCAAAGGCACAUGUGACCCAUCAUCCUGGACCUAAAGGUGAUGUCACCCUGAGGUGCUGGGCCAUGGGCUUCUACCCUGCUGACAUCACCCUGACCUGGCAGAGGGAGGAGGAGGAACAGACUCAGGACAUGGAGCUGGUGGAGACCAGACCUUCUGGGGAUGGAACCUUCCAGAAGUGGGCAUCUCUGGUGGUGCCUUCUGGGGAGGAGCACAAAUACACAUGUCAUGUGUACCAUGAGGGGCUUAGGGAACCCCUGACCCUGAGAUGGGAGCCUCCUCAGUCCACGGUCCCCAUCAUGGCAGUCAUUGCUGGUCUGGUUCUCCUUGGAGCUGUGAUCAUUGGAGCUGUGGUGGCUGUUGUGAGGAAGAGGAGGAGAAACACAGUGCUGCGUACCACCCUGCCCCCCACCCCCCUGUGCUGAUGGACAAGUUCCAGCCACCUGCCCUGGGAGCUGCACGCCUCAAACCUCUCGUCAAAGCUGACCAAGGCUUGUCUCCAUGGGUGAAGAACUCUUUCAGAUCCUAUGGUUUAUAAGUAUUAUAAGUAUCUGUCAUCAUUUAUAGGAACUGGUUACAAAUUAUUGUUGGUUAAUGUUAAAAAAAUACCCAUUGCUGGUCUCAAAUGUUUCACACUGGUACAGGAUUUUAUGUGCUGUUGUUUACAAAUUAUUGUUGAUUAGUGUUAAAAAAAAACAUUGCUGGUCUCAAAUGUUUCACACUGGUACAGGAUUUUAUGUGCUGUUGUUUACAAAUCAUUGUUGGUUAGUGUUAAAAAAAAAAACCAUUGCUGGUCUCAAAUGUUUCACACUGGCACAGGAUUUUAAGUGCUGUUCUUGUUUAAAAUGUAGCCAUAUAUCUCCACUGAGAAAAAAAAACACAAAAAAGACUUUGGUAAGAGUUUAUGUUGUCUAAAAGGCAAGAGAGAUUUUUGGUAUGUUGUUUAAAAAGCAAGGGAAAUUUUUGGUGUGUUGUCUAAAAAGCAAGAGAGAUUUUUGGUAAAAAAAAAAAAAUGUGUAAACAGAAAUGGGCCGUAUCUAGUUCCCUGUGUAUGUUUUCAAGGUCUAACUUAAACCAGGUAGGGAGCUGCUGACAGUCUAUCCCCGCAGGGUUCUCGUGGCAGGUCUCAGGGGCUGGUUGAACCACCAUCUGUGUUUCUUGAACAUUUAAAGGAGGCUUACAGGCGUUAUACUCCCUUUGACCCAACCUCUGAGGGUCAGCAAGCAGCAGUAGCUAUGGCCUUCAUAGGAGAGUCAGCAUCAGAUAUUAAAAGUUACAGCAGUUAGAAGGGUUGCAGGAUUAUAUCUUGCAGGAUUUGGUUAAGGAGGCAGAGAAAGUGUUUCGUAAGUGAGAGACUGAGGAAGAGANAGAGAGAGAGAGAGAGAGAGAGAGAGAGAGAGAGAGAGAGAGAGAGGCGGGAGGCAGAAGAGAGGACCGGAGGGAUUGUAGACUAGAGAAAUUUGACUGAAUUUUGGCCGCAGUGGUAGGAGAGAAAGGAAAGACAGGGCCUAGACAGAUAGAACCUGGGCAACAGAAGACCAAAGAUGAGUGAAGAUGGACAGAGGCACCUCUUGGACAAAGACCGAUGUGCUUAUUGCAAAGAAAAGGACAUUGGGCAAGAGAAUGCCCAAAGGAGAAAGGAAGGGCCUCGAAGGUACUGGCCCCAGAAGAAGAUGAUUAGGGGGAUGGGGCUCGGACCCCCUUCCCUGCACCUAGGGUAACCCUGACUGUGGAGGGGACCCCUAUGGGUUUUCUAGUGGACACAGGGGCUGAGUACUCUGUGCUGAAACAACCACUGGCGAAGCUAAAGAAUACAAAGACUAUAGUUAUUGGAGCAACUGGACAGAAACAAUAUCCGUGGACCACCUUACGAACUGUAGAUUUGGGGAGAGGACAAAUUCCUUCCUGGUUAUCCCUGAGUGUCCCACACCUUUAUUAGAAAGAGACUUGUUAACAAAGUUGAAGGCCCAGGUCAGGCUUACUUGAACCAGGCCGGAGGUGAUCAAAGCCUUUUGUUGACUGAACCAGUGACCUUCGCUCCCCCUGCUGUUCUCAAUCCCGCUGCCCUACUGCCCGAUCUGAUGACUCCUCACCUACCCAUCACUGCACUGACAUUUUGGCAGAAGAAGCUGGUAUCUGAAAUGAUCUGAAGGAUCAGCCUUGGCCUGGGAGUCCGAAGGUAAGCGGAAGGCGGGGGCAGCAGUGGUGGAUGGGAAGCAAGUAAUCUGGGACAGUAGCCUCCCUGAAGGAUGUCGGCCCAGAAAGCCAAACUCGUGGCUUUGAUACCAGCUCUACGGAUGGCAGAGGGGAAGUCUAUCAACAUCUACACUGACAGCAGGUGUACAUCUGCCACUGUCCAUAUACACGGAGCAAUAUACAGACAGAGAGGACUGUUAACAUCUGCAGGAGCCGAGCGGUGGUGGCGCACGCCUUUAAUCCCAGCACUCGGGAGGCAGAGGCAGGUGGAUCUCUGUGAGUUCAGACCAGCCUGGUCUAUAAGAGCUAGUUCCAGGACAGGCUCCAAAAUCACAGAGAAACCCUGUCUUGAAAAACAAACAAACAAAAAAAGCCGGGUGGUGGUGGCACACGCCUUUAAUCCCAGCACUUGGGAGGCAGAGGCAGGCGGAUCUCUGUGAGUUCGAGACCAGCCUGGUCUACAAGAGCUAGUUCCAGGACAGGCUCCAAAACCACAGAGAAACCCUGUCUCGAAAAAGAAAAAUCUGCAGGAAAAGACAUAAAAAGUAAAGAAGUAAUUUUGAGCCUCCUUGUGGCCAUACUUUUGCCAAAGAAGGUAGCCAUCAUACACUGUCCAGGACACCAAGAAGUUCGAGAUGCUGUGGCUAAAGGAAAUCAGAUGGCAGACCUAACCACUAAACAGGUGUCCCAAGGAGCAAUAAUCCUGGCAGUCAAAGAGCCUAAACAUUAUCAUGAUAUCAGUGAAACCAACUUUAGAUACAACCUGAGGACCAUCAAGUUAUGGGCAAAUUAGGACUGGUAAAGAAAACCCCAUACGGGGCAGUAGAGACAGAGGAGGAAAACUAGUCCUCCCACGAAAAGAAGGGCACAAGUGUGUUACCAACUUACAUUACCUGACCCCCUUGGGGGCCAGGAAACUAAAAGAUGUGGUUAGGUCCUCCGACUAGUAUGUUACGGGACUCUCUGACUUGGCAGAAGAAGUCAAAAGCUGCAAGUCCUGUGCUAUGACUAAUGCAGGACACUCCAUAUAUGCUCCUGGGAAGGGGCUCAGGGGCGACUGGCCUGGGGCCUACUGGGAGGUAGAUUUUACAGAAAUUAGCCAGCCAGAUAUGGUAACAAGUACUUAUUAGUUUUUAUAGUUACUUUUUCAGGCUGGGUAGAAGAAGCUUUUCCUACCAGGACUGAGACGGCCAAUGGGGUGGCUAAGGUCAUAGAAGAAAUCUUCCUGAGGUUUGGGAUACCCAAGGUAAUCAGGUCUGAUAAUGGACCUGUCUUUGUUGCCCAGGUAAGUCAGGGACUGGCCACCCCACUAGGGAUCAAUUGGAAAUGACAUUGGGCUUACUGACCAGAGUCAGGUCAGGUAGAAAGGAUGAAUAGAGUUCUAAAAGAGACCUUUACAAAAUUGGUGGAAUGACUGGACAGCCCUCCUUCCCUUUGCUCUGUUCUGGGUUCGGAACACCCCUUAUGAGAUCCUAUGUAGGGGACCACCACCACUCACUGAGUCGGGUGGAAUGUAUAAUCCCGAUGCUAUUCUUUCUAGACCUUUAUUUUUUUCCUCCUAAAGGCCCUUGAAACGGUGAGACGCCAGACCUGGGAACAACUGAAAGAAGUAUACAUAUCUGCCUGGAUCCAUGCCUCCCAGGUGAAGCGAGCUCCUAAACUACCCAAAUUGAAGUAUCUGGGACUUUGACAACACUACCAGUCAGGAGGCUUGUGUUUGGGGGACUAAUCAUAGGCUGACUCUUACCGAGGUUAUGUAAUGAGACUCUUAAGAGCCCUAAGACUCCUGACACCAGGUAUUUGGUUCCUGGUUUAGAUAAACAGUGGGCUUGUAAUACAGGCCUGACACCAUGCGUGUCAGCAUCGGUUUUUAAUGACACCAAAGAUUGCUUGUACAACUGGUACCUAGGGUCUUUUAUCAUCCAGCUAACACGCUUGAAGAUGAGUUUGACAAGCACCCAACUUGCUUUUGAUGAGAACCUAUUUCUCUGAAAUUAGCAGUAAUCCUGGGCCUCGGGGGAGCUGCCGGUGUUGGGACAGGUACCACUGCCCUAACACAGGUCCCUCAGUACUUUAACGAAUUAAAACUAAUUACUUUCAUUAGAGAAAGAAUAAGUGCUGUUCAGAUUUUGAUGUUAUGCCACAAAUAUAGCGCAUUACAAGGUCAAAAAGAUAUUGAAAUCUAGUUCUAUGAUUAGAACUAGGUACUAGAAGAAGUGGGGAGAUGAAAGACCUGGAUAACUCUAGGUAUUCCCAAAGAAAGCCCUGGAUAAAUCCUGACCCCUCUAGCAGAAAAAAUAGAGCCAAAAAAUCUAAGCAGGGAGAGAAGCACCAAAAAUCUAGAUUAACUGGUUCAGUGACUCUGUUUUAGGAACUAGCUGAAGAUAAAGUUAGAUUAUAAUCUUGAGAAACAGGGAGUUACCCCCUUGUGAUUAUCACUGUUAUUUUUGAAAUUUUUCAGUGAUCACUGGUAUUUUCAGAAUUUUCCAAUGACGCCCUCCCUGCCCCCUUUGGAUUACUGUGUUAUGGUUUUUCCCUUAAACCUUGCUUCUCCCAGCUACUCGGGGUCAAACUCUCUACCCCUGCAUGGGAAAUGAGUUUCGGCCCCAGUGCACUGGCUCCUGUCCUGUCAAUAAACCUCGUGUGAUUGUA
Messenger RNA from Alexandromys fortis (reed vole), 5778 nucleotides. RefSeq names its product H-2 class I histocompatibility antigen, D-37 alpha chain-like. Gene Ontology annotation, cellular component: external side of plasma membrane. NCBI's taxonomy places the organism in Eukaryota, Metazoa, Chordata, Mammalia, Rodentia, Cricetidae. The record is from RefSeq and is a predicted model, not a curated record. The coding region runs from base 327 to 1355 and encodes 342 amino acids. The transcript is spliced from 7 exons. Gene Ontology annotation, biological process: immune response; antigen processing and presentation of endogenous peptide antigen via MHC class I via ER pathway, TAP-independent; antigen processing and presentation of endogenous peptide antigen via MHC class Ib. Gene Ontology annotation, molecular function: peptide antigen binding; signaling receptor binding.